Pimephales promelas (fathead minnow) is the source of this 605-nucleotide messenger RNA. RefSeq names its product mitochondrial ribosomal protein L34 (gene mrpl34). Gene Ontology annotation, cellular component: ribosome; mitochondrial large ribosomal subunit. NCBI's taxonomy places the organism in Eukaryota, Metazoa, Chordata, Actinopteri, Cypriniformes, Leuciscidae. The record is from RefSeq and is a predicted model, not a curated record. Gene Ontology annotation, biological process: translation. Gene Ontology annotation, molecular function: structural constituent of ribosome.
AGCAGAGGAAGAGAUACUAAGCACGUGAUGACUUUGGUAUGAUAUUGAUGGAAGGAAGCUGUAGCCGAAAUGAACACGUUACGUGUAUUUUUGCGCUUUUCGGGAGCACAGAGUUUGCGUUGGAGUAAUGGCAGUCACCCUACCAUAUUCAGCUGCAGUCAACUACGCUCUAUCGGUUCCUUGGUUCUGUCCAGGGCAGGGGGCGAGCAGAAAACUUUCCUGCAAAGAAACCUGGACAUCAAGGCAGAUGGAGCCAGUGUUCUCCAGCAACCACUCUGGCACCAUCAACAAGUCCGCACAGUCAAGCGUGGGACAGAAUAUCAACCAAACAACAUUAAACGAAAGAGGACCCAUGGCUGGAUCAAAAGAAUUAGCUCUCCAGGUGGAAUCGAAGUAAUCCUGCGCCGAAUGCUCAAAGGACGAAAAUCCUUGACACAUUGAGACUCUGACCGGACAGUUGCUUUGAUACACCAGCUCACCUUGAAGUAUUGAAGUUUAAAAUCACAAUAAUCGUAUUCAAAUAAAAACAACAUUUGUCAUGAUGUUUGGUAUCAUAUUUUAUUUAAGCAUUUGAUGUGCAUUUACUUUUUAUUACGAUGAUAGUA